AUGCCACCACACAAAUCGAUGAAUAUGAAGUUAACUGAUGCGGAUCGUACAAUUAUCCUUCGACGUUGUAUCAAAAUUCUUCUUCAUGAAAUCGGUCAUCUUUUUGGUCUGAAACAUUGCAUUUAUUAUCUAUGUCUAAUGAAUGGUGCAAACAAUCAAAUUGAAAUGGAUCAACAACCACUUUUUGUCUGUCCAGUUUGUUUACGUAAAUUACAAUCAUCUCUAAAGUUCAAUAUUGAACAAAUGUACAGAAAAUUUUCAGAUUUAUGUGAAAGAUAUAAUCUUGAUUUCGAACGCGAUUGGUAUCGAAAACGACUUGAUUGUAUAUCAAUUUAA
Messenger RNA from Rotaria sp. Silwood1, 336 nucleotides. The record is from the annotation of a GenBank genome assembly. Lineage: Eukaryota; Metazoa; Rotifera; Eurotatoria; Philodinida; Philodinidae.